Molecule: messenger RNA, 2705 nt
Organism: Pectinophora gossypiella (pink bollworm)
Lineage: Eukaryota; Metazoa; Arthropoda; Insecta; Lepidoptera; Gelechiidae
Gene: Nelf-A
Product: negative elongation factor A
Exons: 11
Coding region: 1-1713 (570 amino acids)
Biological process (GO): negative regulation of transcription elongation by RNA polymerase II
Cellular component (GO): NELF complex
Source: RefSeq, a predicted model, not a curated record
AUGGCGAACGUUCGGGAUAGUGACACAUCUUUGUGGCUCCACAAUAAACUCGGAAUAUCGAACGAUUCGUGGACUACCGGCUCUAUUUGUACACAGUUGAAUGCUGAAGUUCUAAAAAAUAUCAAGGACUGUUUUCCAGAUUUGCAAACACAAGUGAAAUUGAAAUUAUUGCUAAGUUUCUUUCAUAUCCCGCGCAGAAGUGUUGAAGAGUGGAAAAAUGAGCUGGAAGAGAUUAUCGAAGUUGCCGCAGUGGACUCGGACCUCUGGGUGGCUAUGCUUGCUGAAGUCCUCAAAACGUUUCCCUCAUCGGGUACGCUCAACACCGAGAUAGCAGAGUUCGAUGAGACACGGCCUGUAUUCAGUGACAUGAUUGCGGAACUACGACGAGCUUUGGCCAAACAUUCGGACCUAGGACUGUUGCCUUUGGAAUGCCUAUAUCUUAACAAGAAUGCUUUAGUUUCGGUGGUGGGCCAACAAGCGAACCCAGUGAAGCAUUUCACGUUGAAACGUAAGCCGAAGUCGGUGGCUUUGCGGAGUGAACUUCUAGCCAAAGCAGCGGAGGUGCAGGCCAACCAGAAGAAGGCAGCUGCUCCUACUGUCCCUGUCCGCAGCAGAGGCAUGCCGAGGAAGAUGACAGAUACCACCCCUCUGAAGGGCCUCCCGUCCCGCUGGGCGGGGCGCUCGGCCCCGCGGCCGCUGGCGGCGCCCCCCCGCGCUCCGCCCCGCGCCGGCAUCAAGCUGCUGGACAUCACCGAGCAACCCGCCACUCACGCGCAGAUUAAGAAGAGGAGGAAACUGGAGAUGGAGGAGGGUCAGAAGAAGCAGCCCCCCGCGCCGCCCGCGUCCCCCCCGCCCGACUACGCCAAGGGGCUCAACAACUACCAGAUGCCGAAGCCAGAGGAGACUCCGAAUACGCUGCCCGCGGGCUCCCCGACGGAGGCGGCGCCGGCGCCCGCCGCGCCCGAGCCCGACCCGCCCGUGCACAACCCCAUACUGCUGCACCAGAGCCCUGGUGGCAAGGGUAUUGUGGUUGGCCAACAACCGAAGCUGGUGGUCGCGUCCCAGCCGGGCGGCAAGCCUGUACUGCUGACGGCUAGUGGACUGCUCAACUCUGCCGUCAUACUGCAGCCUGGAGGGAAGGCUGUGCUACUGCAGAACAUCAAGCCGGUGUGCGGGGCGGCCCCGCCGGCGGCCCGCGGCGUGCCGCUGCCGGCGCUGGCCGCCGCGCCCGCCGCGCCGCCGCUGGCGCACGCCCUGCAGGUGCCCGCGCCGGCGCCGGCGCCCGCCCCCCCGGCCGCGGCGCCGCCCCCGCAGCCGCUGCUGCCGCGGCGGGGACUCUCCCUCACUCGCGAACAAAUGUUGGAAGCACAAGAUAUGUUCCGCAACGCCAACCGCGUGACGCGGCCGGAGAAGGCGCUCAUACUUGGCUUCAUGGCUGGCUCCAGGGACAACCCGUGUCCUAACUUAGGCAACAUCGUGACGAUAAAACUAUCAGAAAACAUAGAGAAUGUUCUGCAAUCAGACGACACAUAUCUCACGAUGCUCUCAGAAAUGCAUUUCCAAAUGAACUAUAACAACGGCCAAUGGACACGACUGAAAAAAUACAGGCACAUAGACGGAAUGGUGCCUCAAAAAAUACCUCCAGGCUCCACAGUGAUCUCAGCCAAUAACCAACAGCCGGUCGUCUCGAUAGCCAAUCAGAGCGUCAGUUAAAAAUGGCGGGAACCUAGCUACUUUAUAAAGGACACUUUCAGUUUGUUGUAUUUGAUGUUUAGUGAUGUGUGCCUCGGAAAAUACCUUCGACCAAGUGCGCCAUUUUUUUUCAAACGGUAAGAUUUUUUUAGGUUAUAAAGACAGAUUUAGUUUGUUGUUUUUUUUAUUAUAGUUUUUUUAAUAGUAAAAAGAAUAUUGCGCCAUUUUUGGAUUAAAUAAGUUAACGGAUGCCUAAAAACUGCUUUUAGACCAACUGCUAGAUUUAUUGUCAAUUUGGGAUGAAAAUAAGUUUUUUUUUAUAUAUAUUAAAUAAUAUGAUGUGUGUAUGGAAAUGAGUCUUAAACUUGAAAUUAUGAUUGUUGAAGUAGUUUGAAAAUGACAUUUUUUUACUUAUUUUAUCGUGAGCAUAAAUUUCAUUCUUUAAUAGUAACAUUCGUAAUUUCUCUUUCGAUUUACUUUGAAACGGUAUUACGUUAAAACUCGGGCGCAUUAACCUUAAGUUGUAUUAAGCCUUUACAAUAACUAAAAAAACCUAUUUUCCCUUUUCUAAAAUCAUAUCCACAUACAUACAUAGAUUCAUGUCCCUAAACCCUAUCGCGAUGGGCAGAGCCACAAGUUACAGGUCUAUUUUACUUGGUCUAUUUUAAUAUUUUACUUGGAAUAAAUAAAAUGUAUCUUAGAUAAUAAAUAAUAUAUAUACAGCUGUAAUAUGCAAUAACUUAUGCCUCAGACGGCUUUCAUACUGCGUUACAAGUAAGUUAUAAUAUUCAUAUCUACAUGUCAAUAUUUUGAGCAAAUUCCUAAGCCUUUAGUUGAAAGUUGAAAAAGUCACGGGUAUGUAUAUAAUUUAGUAAUGAAAAAAAGUAAUGAAUUUGAAAACCUUCGACCAAUCGUGCUAAUUAUUGCUUGGAGUAUGUAGUAGUAAUUAAGGAUCGUUUAAUAAUUGUACGAAUGCCAAAAUUUGUAGAAGGAAAAAUCCUACUAGGACCUAA